Molecule: messenger RNA, 1305 nt
Organism: Chenopodium quinoa (quinoa)
Lineage: Eukaryota; Viridiplantae; Streptophyta; Magnoliopsida; Caryophyllales; Amaranthaceae
Product: pentatricopeptide repeat-containing protein At1g55890, mitochondrial-like
Exons: 1
Coding region: 1-1305 (434 amino acids)
Cellular component (GO): chloroplast
Molecular function (GO): protein binding
Source: RefSeq, a predicted model, not a curated record
AUGUCCAAACCAUGCGCUCGCCUCCAUAGCUUUUUCACUAAAACUGCAGCAAACACCAUUAAACCCAAAUUUCCUAAAGUACCAAAAACACGAGAAGUACCAAAAGUACCAAAACCAACAAAAAUAUCAGAAAUCCAAAUCCCAAUUUUCCCAAAACAACAGCCAUUGAUUGCCUUAGCUAAUAAUCAAGUAAUUAAUAAGGGUGUUAGAGAGCUUUUAGAUGAGAGAGACACACAAAAACUAGUUGAAAAAUUCAAUUUUUUGUCUCCAAAUAAGUAUUUCAGGCAAAAGUAUAAAAUUUAUGAUUAUAUAAUUCAUCGACUUGUUCUUGCUAAUCAGAUUUCUUUAGUUGAAGAUACGCUUGAAUCCCAGAAAGAAUACAUUAAUGGGGAAGGAUUUGCUGCUCGGAUUAUGUAUUUGUAUGGGAAAGCUGGGUUGUUUGAUCAUGCACGCAAGCUGUUCGACGAAUUGCCUCAACGAGGUUUAGAACAGAAUGCCAAAACUUUUAAUGCCCUUUUAGUGGCUGCUUAUCAUUGUGAGGAUUUUGAUAAGGUUUAUGAGCUGUUUCGUGAGCUGCCAUCGAAGUUGUCGAUCAAACCGUCGACUGGGUGUUAUAAUGUGGCUGCUCAGGCGCUGUGCAAGCUCGGGUUGAUCGAUGAGGCGGUGUCGUUGCUUGACAAGAUGGAGCACAAUGGGGUGAAACCGUGUGUGAUAACGUACAAUACGCUGCUUGGUGUGAUAUAUGAGAAGGGGGAGUUUGAUGAGGGUGAGAAAUUGUGGGAAAGGAUGAUAAAAAGUGGGGUGGUUCCUAGUGUAAUCAGCUAUGAUUUCAAGCUGCAUAGACUUGUCAAAGAUGGAAAGAUUUCUGAAGCAAGGGAGCUGUUCAUGGAGUUGGAAACUAGUGGAAUAAAACCCAAUGCGGGUUCUUACAAUGCUUUGAUUCUAGGAGCGUGUAAGAACGAUGAUCUGGAUGAGGUACGAAGAUGGUAUAACGAGCUCUUGAAUGAUGGUUGUGCUCCAAACAAGGCUACUUUGAACACCAUUAUUCCGUUUCUGUGUGAUAAGGUUGAUUAUGGCUUGGUAUUUCAGGUGUGCAAGAGGAUGUUUAGGCGUCAGUGCACAGUUGAUGAGUCUUUGUUGCAGAAGGUGGUUGAUGCAUUGGCAAAGAACUCGAUGAUGAAGGAAGCUGAGAUCCUUGUGGGACUAGGAAAGUCUAACAGUUAUCAUCCUUAUAAUCUUGUAUUGCCCCCUACUGGUAUUAUGGGCUAUUUCAGUUCAAGCUUGGUGACUAAAUUCAUAUGUUAA